ACUUAUGUGGUUUUGAUUAAAGUUUUGUUUUUGAAAAACGAAUAAUUAAUAAUUACUGAUCGCAGCUGUCAGGUCUCAGCGGACGUCUGUCGUUUUUCAACACUGUUGCCUGUAACGACAGAACAGCAAUAACAACAACAACAACAGCGGAACAACUUGAGCGCGCACCAAUAACACAAAGCAGCAGACAAAUUGCAGGUUGCACGUUUUUUUUCCUAUCGGUCAAAACAUGAUAAGCCCGACCAGAACAUAACCCAGCUCUCGUGCAUUUCGAAGCGACAAAUGUGCCAUUUGUGCGAACGCACAGUAAUAGCGAAGGAGCAUUAACAAGUUAUGCAAGCGGGCAGCCGCCGUCAGCCAAAUUGAAUUAGCCGGCAUGCUGCUCAAUCGAUUUGUGCUAGCCAUCAAGAACCAGUCCCGCGAAACGCUGCGCGCCUGGACCUACCAAUGCGAGUCGAUAUUUGCCCAGCGGUCCCGUCGCAUCCAGCAGCUCUUGAGUUUCUACCAGUCAGUCUAUGGAACUCAGGGAUUGAAGCAACUAUGGAGAGCCUAUUACCGUAGGGAGCUGCAGCCACCGCUCCGGGGUAUGGUGAUGAGUGCGGUGGGCCUCGUGGGGCUGAACAUUAAACGGUUGGGCAGCGAUGGCUUUGACUGGAACAAGGAGCGACUGGCUUUAUCCAAUUUUGAUCUGUGCCGCCGGGAUGUUGAGUUUAUCAAUGCCCUGCCUCACAAUCAACUCUGCGAGCGCUGCCAGUCCAAAAAGAUGAAGUACUGCUACUGUCUGCUGGGCAAUCAACGCUGCAGGAAAGGCCAAUCUAAUCCCUCGACCAGCAAGGAGGAGGCUGAGGCCGAGUCCAGCAUCAGCAACUGCCGGACACCACUUGGUCUGGAUACGCGCAAUGCUCCAGCGGGAACAGUACACAUUCAGACCCAGGACGACCACAAGUGGGAGCCCUAUUUCAGCAAGAACGAGUUCAGCAUUUGGCGGCGUGAGGAGCGAUCCUCCUUGUAUUCCUACAAGGUUUAUGCCCGUUUCGACGACAUCACAGCCGACGAUUUCCUUCACGUUCAAACCGAUCUGGACUACCGCCGGCAAUGGGAUAACACAGCCUUGAGACUGGAGCUCAUCAGCGAGGAUCCCGUGCCGGGCAGCAACUCGCAUCUGAUUUAUUGGGAAAUGCAGUGGCCGCGACUGUUUGCCAAUCGUGACUAUGUUUAUUGCCGUCGUUACAUCAAGGACGACAACAAAAAGCUGAUCUUUAUCUGCAACCGCGGGGCCACGCACAACACCUAUCCGGCGUUGUCUGGGAAAGUACGCGUAACCGACUACUGGAGCCUGAUGGUCAUAAAGCCCUUCCGCAGCUUCCACGAGCCGGGGCUGCACUUUGUGCUCACAUACUAUGAUGAUCCUGGUGUACCCAUACCGCAGAAUAUCAAGUCCUGGGUGACCCAAAAGCAGAUGCCCGAGUUCCUUACCAAGAUGUACGUGGCCACCAAGAAUUAUGCCUGUUCGCGAGCCAUCAAGAUGAAAGACAUGUUUCACGGUUUCGCCCUUAUAAACGAUGAUUAUACGGCCAACGAGCAGCGCGGCAGCUGGCUAGGAAGUUUGAGCCGGCGUAAGGGCAACAGUAAACCGGAGGCAGAACGCUAGGUAUCCUCUCUAAUAUCCUCCCGCUCACAUCAGACCUUCCUGCCCCACAGAGCCACUAAUCAAAGAAACCACACACAUAGUUUCUUCAUCAGUUCACCCCUACCUUCCACUGGGAAAUCAAUUCAGGCGAGACUACACGAAGCCACAGAACCCCAGAGCAAGUGUGCAAUAACUUUUGGUUUUUUUCGCUCAUAGAAUGUGUGCCACAUUGAUGAGGAGCUUUAAAUAUAAAUAUAUUUAUACAUUAGCUACUUAGCUAAACCAAAAUAUAUUAAGUUUAGAAAUUGGUUUAAACGCAAAUAGAAAUUAUUGAAAUUAUUUGUACAAUAAAGAAACAUACAUGGAGAAA
This is a messenger RNA of Drosophila ficusphila, 2000 nucleotides long. Its product is annotated as stAR-related lipid transfer protein 7, mitochondrial. The coding region runs from base 377 to 1651 and encodes 424 amino acids. NCBI's taxonomy places the organism in Eukaryota, Metazoa, Arthropoda, Insecta, Diptera, Drosophilidae. The transcript is spliced from 3 exons. The record is from RefSeq and is a predicted model, not a curated record. Gene Ontology annotation, molecular function: lipid binding.